UGGAUGUGUGCUAGGAGUUGGAAGAGUAGCCUCUCAUUUUGUUGGUCUCUGUUUCUAGGGUAUUUGCAAUUUGUGAAGAGAAUCGAGAGUUUUGGAAAUGCCGUGCCUCAAUCUGUCAACAAAUGUCAACUUAGAGGGUGUUGAUACCUCUUCGAUCCUCUCCGAAGCCACCUCCACCGUCGCCAAACUCAUCGGAAAACCCGAAGCAUAUGUGAUGAUUGUGUUGAAGGGAUCUGUACCCAUGGCUUUUGGAGGUACCGAGCAGCCAGCAGCGUAUGGUGAGCUAGUGUCUAUCGGGGGGCUGAAUGCUGAAGUAAACAAGAAGCUGAGCGCUGCAGUUGCCGACAUUCUUAGCACCAAGUUGUCUGUUCCCAAGUCACGAUUCUUCCUCAAGUUUUUUGAUGCAAAGGGCUCUUUCUUCGGAUGGAAUGGGUCAACUUUUUAGACCAUGUGUAUGUGGUUAAGAAUUGAAGCUUGAACUAUGGUCUGAAACAAUGGAUAUUAAAACAUUGACAGCAUGUCUAAGUAUGUUUCGACGUUGAUUGUGGUUCUCAUCUUUCUUGUGUUCAGGUGCAACUGUUUUAUUUCAUCUCCCAAACCCAAAUAAACUACCUAUGCAAAGAAUUAUAAUGUUAUGACU
Molecule: messenger RNA, 640 nt
Organism: Cynara cardunculus var. scolymus (artichoke)
Lineage: Eukaryota; Viridiplantae; Streptophyta; Magnoliopsida; Asterales; Asteraceae
Product: macrophage migration inhibitory factor homolog
Exons: 3
Coding region: 98-445 (115 amino acids)
Molecular function (GO): phenylpyruvate tautomerase activity
Source: RefSeq, a predicted model, not a curated record